AUGUUAAACCUUGCCAUAUGGAACGUACGUGGCCUGAACAAGAGGGAUCAUCAGCUAGCGGUCAAGGAUAUCAUUGCUGAGUUCAGGUUACACUUUAUUGGUCUCCUAGAAACACGUGUUCGCAUUAAUAACUGUGCUAGUAUCCAAUCAUUUUUGAUACCUCAUUGGAAAUGGUUUAUGGAUUAUGACAAUAUUGAAAAUCGGAUAUGGAUUGCUUGGGAUUAUAAUUAUAUUGAUGUAGAUAUUAUUGAGGUGGGAAACCAGUUUAUACACUGUUUUGUCACUAUUAGAGCAUUACAAGAGUAUGUUGAUAUUACUAUUGUGUAUGGUGCUACUAAGGUCUCUGAUAGGCGAGAAUUAUGGGCCUCUCUAGAAUCCUUAGCUGUCCAAUGCAUUAAUAUUCCCUGGCUGGUUGGAGGUGACUUUAAUGCAGUCAGGGAUCUCAGUGAGGUCUGUGGUACGUCGGGAGAUAUAAGAGUGGCGAUGGAGGAAUUUAAUACGUGCCUACAGAAUACUGCGCUUUUGCCACUACCGAUGCAGGUAUUCUACCAAUGCCUCACUCCACGGACAUCGGAUCACUCGCCGAUGGUGGUUAAUGGGGAUAAUCAGCAGCGAUUUGGAGGUGAAUUUGAAUUUGAUCCAAAGAUCGAGAAAACCGCUCGUCGACUUCGAAAAGAAACCAAGCGACAUAAGGAAAAGGCUUCUACUUCUUCCAAACCACCAACAAAUUCUGAGUUAGACGUGUCCACGUCUAACGACUCUAAAGACGAAGUCAUGGCCCAUAAUCCCGAACGAACGAUCAAAGAGAUGACUUCGCUUGACUUAAAUCAACAACCACUCUGCAUUGAAUAUCCUAAUUUAGAUGUUGAUUUUGAACUUAAAUCCGGUCUCAUCCACUUACUUCCCAUUUUUCGUGGCCUUGCAGGUGAAGACCCACACAAACAACUUAAAGAAUUUCAUGUGGUGUGUUUCGGCAUGAGACCUCAAGGAGUCACCGAAGAACAAGUCAAGCUAAGAGCUUUUCCAUUCUCAUUGGGCGGUAAAGCAAAAGAUUGGCUCUACUCCUUACCUUCGGGAUCUAUUGUUAGUUGGAACGAACUCAAGAAACUAUUUCUUGAGAACUACUUCCCCGCUUCAAGGACUACAAACAUCCGAAAGGAAAUAAGUGGAAUACGCCAAUUCUCCGGUGAAAGUUUCUAUGAGUAUUGGGGAAGAUUCAAACAAUUGGUGGAGAGUUGCCCUCAUCACCAAAUUCCCGACCAUCUUCUAAUUCAAUAUUUUUAUGAAGGAUUGUCUGAGGCAAAUAGAAGCUUGGUGGAUGCAGCUAGUGGAGGUGCUUUGUAUGACAAAACUCCUACUGAAGCACGCAAACUAAUCACAACCAUGGCGGCUAAUAAUCAACAAUUCGGUAAUAGAAACGACAACCCCCCACAAAGGGUAAACGAGGUAAGUACUUCUCUUGAUGAACGUUUGGAUAAACUUACUUCUCUUGUUGAAAAAUUUAUAGGGGGAAGCAUUCAACAAGCCAAAACUUGUGGGAUAUGUACAUCUUCAGGACAUUACACCGACGCUUGUCCUACACUUCAUGAAGAAUCAACCGAACAUGCUGACGCCGUUGGUAGAUUUUCUGGGCAACAACAAAGGAGAUAUGACCCAUUUUCCAAUACCUAUAACCCCGGAUGGAGAGAUCACCCAAAUUUGAGGUAUGGCAAUCAACCUCAAAACUUUCAAAGGGUUCCACACCAACAACCACCACCACUACCUCAAGCCAAUCCCAAUAAUGGUAUGCCUCUGGAAGAUAUCGUGAAGACACUCGCCUUGAGCACCCAACAAUUCCAACAAGAAACCCGCUCGAGCAUACAAAAUUUGGAAUCCCAAAUGAGCCAAAUAGCCUCCUCCGUUAGCCGUUUGGAGUCUCAAGGUAAGUUUCCUUCCCAACCUAUUAUUAAUCCUAAGCAAAAUGCUAGUGCUAUUGUUUUACGCAGUGGAAAAGAGCUACAGUCCGAAAUUAGCAUUAAGCAUGGAGACGCACAACAAGGCACAACAGAGGAAGAGCUUGAAAAAUCCAAACAAACCAGCAAUGACAUUCCUAAGGCAUUGGUGACAAAACCACCCUUCCCGGAAAGAUUUGCUAAGGGUAAAAAAGAAGGAGAAGAGAGGGAAAUCUUCAAAACAUUCCGUAAAGUGGAGGUAAACAUUCCAUUACUUGACGCAAUUAAACAAAUACCCCGCUAUGCCAAAUUUCUCAAAGAACUGUGCACCAACAAAGGAAAGUUGAAAGGCAAUGAAAGGGUAAGUAUGGGGGAGAAUGUGUCCGCAAUUCUCCAACAAAAACUACCCCCCAAAUGCAAAGACCCUGGUAUGUUUUCUAUCCCUUGUAAAAUUGGUUUAAUAGGUAUUAAGAGAGCCAUGUGUGAUUUGGGUGCUUCUAUAAAUGUCAUGCCUCUUACUAUCUUUAAAUCUUUGAAUGUUGGUCCAUUAAAAGAAACGGGUGUUGUGAUUCAACUUGCUGAUCGUUCUAUUGUUUAUCCUGAAGGAGUCCUUGAAGAUGUUUUAGUAGAAGAUAAUGAAUUGGUUUUUACUGCUGAUUUCUUUGUGAUAGAUAUGAGGGAAGAUAACUCCCCCAAUUCUACAUCUAUUUUGUUAGGAAGGCCAUUUCUUAAAACCGCUAGAACAAAAAUUGAUGUCCACAAUGGUACUCUCACUAUGGAAUUUGAUGGUGAAAUUAUAAGAUUUAAUAUAUAUGAAUCCAUGCGAUAUCCUAAUGAUGUACCUACUGCUUUCUUUUUGGAUGCACUUGACCCUGUUGUGCAGGAAUUGACAAAUUAUGAUAAUGAAGACCAUGCCAA
Sesamum indicum (sesame) is the source of this 2849-nucleotide messenger RNA. The record is from RefSeq and is a predicted model, not a curated record. NCBI's taxonomy places the organism in Eukaryota, Viridiplantae, Streptophyta, Magnoliopsida, Lamiales, Pedaliaceae.